Cryptomeria japonica (Japanese cedar) is the source of this 1614-nucleotide messenger RNA. Its product is annotated as EP1-like glycoprotein 2. The coding region runs from base 34 to 1488 and encodes 484 amino acids. The record is from RefSeq and is a predicted model, not a curated record. Lineage: Eukaryota; Viridiplantae; Streptophyta; Pinopsida; Cupressales; Cupressaceae. The transcript has a single exon.
UUACUUCCAUCUACACUUGCUUGGCCAUAUUCGAUGAUCAUAUCGACUAUGACGAAGCAGUUGAGAUAUGCCGUGAUAGUCUUAACGUUGGUGGUGGCGGCAUCAGAUAGAGGUGCAGCGUUGUUCAUAUGGCCUCCGGGUCACGUGCUUUCCAACACGGCAGCCUUACCCCAACGCUCUGCUUUAGAGGGAAACUUCAGAAUCGCAGUGGACAAAUCGGGUAACCAUAUUACCAGUCCCAACGGCGACUGUGCUCUCGGCUUUCUGGAUCACAACAACUCCGGUAAGUUCACUCUCUCCAUCAUUUUCAAUCCCUCCUUUGCAUCGCCUUCAUCGCCCAAAGGCACAGAAAUCUGGAGCGCCAACAGAAACAAUCCGGUGGGGGAAAACAGCACGGUAGUGCGUAAUGCGCAGGGCCAUUUGGCUCUCCUCGACUCUUACGGCACCACAGUUUGGUCCUCCGACGGCGGCGCAGUUUGGUCGAUGGAUUUAGGGGAGACGGGAAAUUGGGUGCUCUACAAUACCACCGACUCAGAUCUGGCGAAGGAGAGUAAAACAGUGUGGUCCAGCUGGCAGCAUCCCACCAAUACGCUCAUGAUGGGGCAGAUAUUCAGAACCGGGCAGAAGCUGGUGAGCAAUGCCUCUCCUACCAAUACUUCCGAGGGUCGUUUCUCUUUGGUGGCCGAGAAAGGAGGCGUAGUGCUUUCUUCUUCUCCCCACUCCUUGCCUUACUGGGCCUGGCCAUUCCCUGGUCUCUCCUUCCAAUACAUAAAGAAUCCUUGCACUUCCGGGUCGGGGUCGUUCAUGGUGCAGAUAGUAUAUGCUGGAGAUCUGAUUUUUAUGGGCAAUAUAGGUGAUGCCAAAGUGGGGGAAAGAUCUAAUAAUAGUAGUACUGGUUCGUCUUGUUUCCCCACGGCUGAUUCAGACACUCUGCCCUUUCACACAUUCCAAGGAGAAUCGCGAAUGCGUUUUUUGAGAUUAGAUUCGGACGGCAACCUGCGAGCGUAUAUGGCAAAACCCAUCAGAGGAAUAAUGGGAUCAAAUCCUCAGGAAUGGGCGGCGGACUACGAGCUGUUCCCGUCGUGCUUCAACUGUAGCCUACCUUCUGUUUGCGGGCCGUAUGGUGUUUGCUCCAACGGGCAGUGCAGUUGCCCGGCCGCCAUGUUUACCAUGCGAGAGCCGUUUCAGCCUGAUGCUGGUUGCUCCCCUCAGCAUCCGCUCAACUUGGCUUGCGCAGGAACGAAAGGGCAGCAGAUGGUGGAAGUGAAGGGCCUUGAUUAUUAUCCCAACAAUUUCCUCGCUUCCAAUGCUUCAACGACCUCCACGGCCCAGCAAUGCAAAGAUUUGUGCAUCUCUAAAUGUUCUUGUGUUGCGUCGUUCUUUCGUUCUGAUUCGAGUACAUGUCUUAUGACAUUUGACAAUGUGGACAGUUUGCAAUUCGUUACAGUUGAUCGCAGGGCGUCGUACACAGCUUUCCUCAAAGUCUAGAUGUCUUGAAGAACGGCUUCCGCAUUCGUUGUAGAUUUCUGCUAUCAUGAUUGGCACGCUCUAUGUCGUGUUUGAUUUUUUUGGUUUUUUCUUCUAUAAAUAAAACAGAAAUCAUUUUGUCUGUCA